GCAUGCGUGCCUAGAACAUAUAUUGCACUACUUGAUACGUUUGUUGAUGCAUACCCUGGACUUCCUCUUAACUCAAGAGACGCACCUUCGGUUUGCGGGGAAGGGCAGAACGGUUCGAAUAUGCGACUAUCGAACUAGUAUUGAUGAUGGAUCUGAGCCUGAUGAUCAAGCCAGAAUGUUGUAAAAGUUGGUUCCUCCGCGUUCUCACGUGACUUCGUCUGGCUUAGGUCAGCCAGAUACGCGCUCGGCCAAGCACAGGCAGCCUUCCGCAAGGAUCUUUAAGAUGACGACAAAAGAGCAACGAGCUACAUCGGAGGGUGUAGGUCGUAGUUCUGUAUCUCAAUUCCUUUCUCGUUUUGGGUCAGCUUCUUGCUUCUUUUGUUGGAAGUCCGAACAACGUGUCCGACUGUCGUUGAUCAGGAAACUUCAAGCUGGCCUGCCGCUCGCUGAGAGCCGAGCACGCCUAGAGAACAGCAUCCUCCACAUCGUCGAAUGCUGAGUCGCGGCUUCUUCAAAAUGACUAUCCGCAGAUCCAUCAGAAUUGCUUCAGUAGCUGCUGUCCCCGGCUCAGAAGGGCCCUCUAAUCUUGCCAUUACGACCAAGAAACGCUCAGCUACCUCCGACACCCCUCCGAAUAAAUCCAAAAAGCCUAAGCCUACCAACGAUUCGAUUUCCGUCAAAGGCGAAGCAACGGCACCGGAGUUCAAGGUUCCAAUCACACCAGUGAAGAAUUCAAGAAGAGCUUCCACAGCCAAGGAGCCUAAACAUCCUCCAUUGACUCCAACACCCAGCUUUGUGAAUAUCCUCCGGGCUCCUUAUAGUUCAGGAGAUGUUGACGAUGCAACGCCGCCACCAGACCGCCCGGCCGGGCCUCACAUCACCAAUGCUCCUUUAGUCACCCCUGGUGGUACGCAGAAAGUCGCAUACCCUGAAGACUUGCCUGAUUCGACACCAUCUAAGACGGGAUUACCUAGACCAACAGGUACAACGAACACACUUCUCGAUCAAGCUUGUGCACAUCUGACCUGCGUCGAUCCUCGGUUCAAAGCAAUCAUCGAGAAACACCCGUGUUCGAUAUUCUCGCCCAGGGGUCUCGCAGAACAGAUAGACCCCUUUCGCUCAUUAUCAAGCGGCAUCAUGGGUCAGCAGGUAUCUGGAGCAGCUGCCAAGUCUAUCAAGAACAAGUUUAUCGCCUUGUUCAACGAGGAAGGUUCAGAAAAUCCUAAGUUUCCAACUCCAGCACAAGUCGCUGCAACGGAUAUAGCACGGCUCCGACUGGCAGGGCUAUCACAACGAAAAGCAGAAUACAUCCAGGGUUUAGCAGAAAAGUUUACGACAGGGGAGCUUACGACAGAUAUGCUCAUGAAAGCUACGGACGAAGAAGUCAUGGAGAGAUUGAUCGCCGUUCGCGGCCUUGGAAAAUGGAGCGUCGAGAUGUUCGCAUGCUUCGGGCUGAAGAGAUUGGACAUAUUGUCCACCGGCGACCUGGGCGUCCAGCGUGGCAUGGCAGCGUUCUAUGGAAAAGACGUGAAAAAGCUCAAGGCCAAAGGUGGCGGGAAGUGGAAGUACAUGUCCGAGCAGGAGAUGUUGGAUAAAUCAGCUCCUUUCGCUCCAUAUCGCAGUUUGUUCAUGUGGUACAUGUGGCGGGUUUCGGAUGUGGAUGUCGAGGUCAUGAACACCGUGUAACGGUCCAGUUCCAUGGACUCUUAUUGUAUAUGUACAGAAGUCGUUCGGCUGUCACCGCAACUGCAUGUUUGGGCUGCCUUUCAUCUCAGCGC
Molecule: messenger RNA, 1778 nt
Organism: Exophiala xenobiotica
Lineage: Eukaryota; Fungi; Ascomycota; Eurotiomycetes; Chaetothyriales; Herpotrichiellaceae
Exons: 1
Coding region: 493-1686 (397 amino acids)
Biological process (GO): base-excision repair, AP site formation; DNA alkylation repair; base-excision repair
Cellular component (GO): protein-DNA complex; nucleus
Molecular function (GO): alkylated DNA binding; DNA-3-methyladenine glycosylase activity; DNA-7-methylguanine glycosylase activity
Source: RefSeq, a predicted model, not a curated record